AUGCUUCCACCCGAACAACUUCGUGGGUAUGAGGAUUGUGUUUCUGGCAAUCCAUACGAGGCUGAUCGCCCAGCCCUGCUUCCCAAACACAAGUCCGCUCUUACUCGCAUCGUCCACUCCCGACACCAGGUCCAGAUCACGAAGCCUGACUCAAGUAUUCCUUCUUCGCGACAAGCAACCCUUCAAUCGCCGGACCGGGGAAAGCUGGUCGAUGACCUGGAAGCAUGCACAAGGGAACUCGGUGAAGCACAACAUCGUCUCUCCAAGGCCGAGAAAGAAGUCACAACUCUGAAACAACAGCUUACAUCUCAAGAGCAACAUGUUCAUCAGCUCAACGCUGAUCUCACAUGCAAAAGAGAGGGAAUGAGGAAGACGGCAGAGCUAUGCACAAGCAUCAGCUCCGAGCUGCAAGACCUCAAAUCCAAUCAAAGCAAAGGCCCUCUCUCCCUAGCACGCCAUCAACGCAAGGCGAUUGAGAACCUGAAACUCGAUAAGCGCGACCUCACCAAGAAGCUCACACAAGCACUGACCGACCUAAGUUCCAUGGAAUCAAGGUGGAAGAAAGCGCAAUCUCAAGCAGCAGAAGCUUAUUCCCACCUGAAGACUUGCGGACAGGAAUGUCGUAACCUAAAGGCGUGGGUAAGAAAGCAAGAUGCACGGCUUGAAGCACAAGACCUCGCCAACGAGGCCCUGACUCGUGAAUCGGGGCUCAAACAAGCGGAAUUACUCCAGGCCAAAACUGCGAUGAAACAUCUCCGUUCCGUCCAAGCCGAACUCAACGAUACCAAAGCUUCUCUUCGCAACGUCAAAAGUUUACUUUCGCAAGAACGGCUCGCGAAUCAACAAGUCUUGGCAGAACGUGAUGCGGCCGAGGAUGAAAUUGGACUUCUGGAGCAACGGAUGCGGGAGUGCAAGGUUUCGGAGGAUGUGGAGAGGUAUCGGGUUUCUCUUGAGGCUACGGAGAGGAAUAAUCGUGAGCUUGUGAGGGAGGUGGAUGCUUUGAGGAAGAGGUUGAGUCGGGAGAGUCGUGAUAGUGGUGUUGUUGUUUCUCCCAGGCUGAGGCUGAGGCCGUUGUGA
Pseudocercospora fijiensis CIRAD86 is the source of this 1077-nucleotide messenger RNA. RefSeq lists its product as uncharacterized. NCBI's taxonomy places the organism in Eukaryota, Fungi, Ascomycota, Dothideomycetes, Mycosphaerellales, Mycosphaerellaceae. The transcript has a single exon. The record is from RefSeq and is a predicted model, not a curated record. Bases 1 to 1077 code for a protein of 358 amino acids.